CAGGGUUCCUGACUGAUGGUUCUGUUUGCUGACUCAGCAGGAUCCAGGUCCGUGUUCACCAGCUCCAAACCCGACACCAGCAGACCCAACUGGCUGCGAGUGGGCCUGGCCUUCGGGGCGUCGGCCUUCCUCUGGGCUCUGCUCUUCAAGCAGCACAGCUCGGACGUGCGCGAGUACAAAGCGAGGAACGGCCUGGAGUGAAGCAGGGAGAACAUGCAGCCGGCCGGGGGACGUCCUGUGGACGGAGGCGGGCAGCAGGACGUCCCUCCAGAGAGCUGUCAGUGUGUCGUAUUUAAGAAGCGGUGUUGGAUGCACGCUGGAGGAUGAGUGUGAGAACUGUACUGAAAAUAAAGCGUCGCUGUUUG
Salarias fasciatus (jewelled blenny) is the source of this 365-nucleotide messenger RNA. Its product is annotated as NADH dehydrogenase [ubiquinone] 1 subunit C1, mitochondrial-like. The transcript has 2 exons. Lineage: Eukaryota; Metazoa; Chordata; Actinopteri; Blenniiformes; Blenniidae. Bases 16 to 201 code for a protein of 61 amino acids. The record is from RefSeq and is a predicted model, not a curated record. Gene Ontology annotation, cellular component: respiratory chain complex I; mitochondrion.